CAAACUAAUUCAGGUACAUAAUGAUCUUGUAUUAAACCUUUGAUGUUGCCAACUAAAUUCAAAUAUGCACUUUCUUGGAGGCAAGAAUAUCAAAAAUCUAAAACUAGUAUGCAAUAUGGCUGCUGGCUACUGCUGCUUACCGGUUCUAACCACCACCUUGUUUCAACAGUAAUGGAGCAAAAUACAAAGCCAUGCUACUUUCUCCUUUGCAAUUUUUCGAACCCACAAAAUACCCAAUUUCUUAUUUCAUCACAAAACGUUUUUACAAAUGGAUUUCUUCAGCCAUCAAGAGUGCCGCCUCUCCACACAUUGCAUUAGACCUCUACUCUCUAAUGCACCGUCAUUCAGUCCCUUUUGAUAGCUUUUCAGUUCUCUAUACUCUCAAAUCAUGUUCUCGUUUGCAAAACCUCAAUGUUAUUCGUCAUUUGCACUCUCAUAUUAUCAAACUGGGUUUCAAUACUCAUGUUUAUGUUGCCACUUCUCUGCUCCAUUCUUAUGUUGUUACGUCCUUUAGCGAUGCGUGUCUUCUGUUCGCUGAAAUGCCUGAGAGAAAUACUAUUACAUGGAAUACGAUGAUUACUGGGUAUUCGAGGUCAGGGAAUAUUGAUAAAGCACGUGCCUUUUUUGAGGAAAUGCCAUUGAGGGAUGUGGGUUCCUGGUCUGCUAUGAUCACGGCUUAUAUUAACCAUGGCCGGUGGGAUAGAGGGUUAUUGCUCUUUCGAGAAAUGAUGACGAAUAGUGAGCUAAAACCGGACCAAGUGACUGUUGGAACUGUUUUAUCCGGGUGCACUCACAUGGGUUUUCUUGGAUUAUUGGUUGGGAAAUCGGCUCAUGGAUUUAUUAUGAAGAAUAGGUGGGAGUUGAAUGUGGAAAUUGGCACGGUUCUUGUUGAUAUGUAUGCCAAAUGUGGAUACUUGAAGAAUGCUAUCCGAGUUUUUGAUUUAAUGAAAGAAAGAAAUGUCAUGACUUGGACUGCAUUGAUAUGUGGGGCAGCACAACAUGGCUAUAGUGAAGAAACAUUAUCAUUAUUUAACAUGAUGCAAGAGGCAAAAAUUAGACCUAAUGAGCUGACUUUUACUGGUAUUCUUAAUGUGUGUGCUCAUUCAGGGUUGGUUGAAGAAGGGAAAAAGUAUUUCAGGAUGAUUGAAGAGUAUGGUUUGGAGCGUAGAAUUCAGCAUUAUGGAUGCAUGGUUGAUCUGUUUGGAAAAGCAGGGUUACUAGACGAGGCAUAUAAUGUUAUUAAGACAAUGAAAGUUGAAAAUAAUGUUGUCAUUUGGGGCUCAUUUUUGUCGGCCUGCAAGGAGCAUAAGAAAUUUGAUAUGGCUGAGAGAGUGAUUGAACAGGUCUUGAAGGUAAUAAAGCCAGAGAAUGAUGGAGGUAUUUAUACCCUUGUAUGUGAUUUGUAUACUUCAAAUGAGAAAUGGGAUGAUGCCGAAAGGGUGAGGAAAUUAAUGCUCAACCAAAAUGUGAGAAAAGCCAGAGGUUCUAGUUUUAUCUGAAGUGGAUUAUUUAAUUGAUAAUUCUUCAGCUCCUAGUAGGUUUAGAUGUUGCUUGUCACUCGUUGCUAAUCACAUAUACAUGGGUAUCAACAGCUUUGGUUCGUUCAAGUCUUCGGAUCCUUUGUAUAACAAAAAUUAAUAAAAUGAAGAUCUAUGUAUCACAGCAAGAAUGAAGGAAGAAGAAACUUAGACUGCUUAUGCCCUGUUUCGGUGGUUAAAGGCUUUAAAUGUUUUUAAUGGUUUUCCUUUCUUUUCUUUUAAUGGUACAAAUAGUUGCUGCUCUGAAAUCAGUUUCAAAGGUUAAUGAAAUCAUAUAAAUAUUUGUACGAGAUUUUCCUUUAGAAUCAAUAUGCAAUUAUGUA
Molecule: messenger RNA, 1861 nt
Organism: Ricinus communis (castor bean)
Lineage: Eukaryota; Viridiplantae; Streptophyta; Magnoliopsida; Malpighiales; Euphorbiaceae
Product: pentatricopeptide repeat-containing protein At5g66520
Exons: 1
Coding region: 192-1499 (435 amino acids)
Biological process (GO): RNA modification
Molecular function (GO): RNA binding; protein binding
Source: RefSeq, a predicted model, not a curated record